Molecule: messenger RNA, 2844 nt
Organism: Musca vetustissima
Lineage: Eukaryota; Metazoa; Arthropoda; Insecta; Diptera; Muscidae
Product: PHD finger protein 12
Exons: 6
Coding region: 16-2844 (942 amino acids)
Biological process (GO): negative regulation of transcription by RNA polymerase II
Cellular component (GO): nucleus; Sin3-type complex
Molecular function (GO): protein binding; transcription corepressor activity
Source: RefSeq, a predicted model, not a curated record
AUAACGUUUGGAAUCAUGUCUAAGACGGAGAAUAAUCCGAAUGCUGAAUUAAGCAUAAUGGAGCAAAUACAAAAUUUAAUAAAACCCCCGCCAACGGAAGAUGAAAAAUUAGGCGUUCGUCCGACGGCCACAAAACAUCCAUACUAUAAAAGACCUGGCAGAGGUCAUAACCAUGAUUUGUGUGAUGCCUGCGAAGAAGGGGGUGAUCUAUUAUGCUGUGACCGUUGUCCAUCCAGUUUCCAUUUACAAUGCCAUGAUCCUCCUCUAACCGAAGAUGAUAUACCCAGUGGCCAGUGGUUAUGUCAUAAUUGUCGUAUGACAUUAAAAACAGCUCCUUCGAAUUCAUCAAAAUCUAGUUCUGUAGAACGUACAUCGACAACAUCAGCUGCGGCGGCUGCUGCUGCCAAUUCAAGACCUAAUACUCCAUCCGCUGGCGGUGAUUUGGAGUCGAUACCAUUAAAGAUACGUCAUUUACGUAAACGUAGUAGUAGUCGUGCUUCGUUUUGCAGUGAUUUAAGUAGUACAGAAAAAUAUCUAUCAAAGUUGCCAGUUGGUAUACAGAGAGCAUUGGAUCCGAACAAGAAACCCACACCAUUAGAUGAACUAAUCAAAGCAGCAAGUAUUUUAAAUCCAAAACAAUUUGAAUUACCCAGAGAAUUGGAGAUACAUACACAAUUUCCGGGCAAUGAUAAAAUUGAACCUAUUCGUAAAAAUGGCAAUAAUCAUAAAAAACCAAAUUAUCGAAGAAAUUCCAAACCAUUCGAAUUGGAUUCACAAGGCUUGGUACCUUUGCCAGCAAAAACAUGUUUCUAUUGUCAUCGUUCAUGCAAAAAGGCACCACUGGUGGCCUGCGAUUAUUGUCCCCUAUAUUUUCAUCAAGAUUGUUUGGAUCCACCAAUGACAGCAUUGCCAACUGGAUUAUGGAUGUGUCCAAAUCAUGUGGAAAAUUUUAUUGACAAUAAUCUUCUCUCAAGUAUUUCAGCAACGGAACGUGUACGUUUGUGGGAUAAAUUCUCACAGCCCUUUGAUCAUGAAGCAGUCAAAAUGGAUUUUUUUCGACGUGUACAUAUGAAAAAUCCACCAUUUCGUAUUAAAGUGCCGAUAAAAUCCCGCGAGGCAAUACAAGUACCGCCAAUGGUUAAAUAUCACUAUGAAAAUCCUCCACCCUUGUUACCCUCCCUAAGAGAAACGCUACGUUAUGAUAUUGUGAAACGACGUAAAUGUUUGCCCAGUUCUCCUGAGGUUAUAUCGAAAGAGAGUGUUGCCGAAUCAUUGGUCAAAGAUUUGGAAGCAUUGAAGACGGCAAAAGCUAAGUUCAGAGAAAUACAAAAGGAAUUGGGACGUGUUGAAGAAUUAAGCAGCAGCAGUAGUGAAAGCAGUGACAAUGAUGAUGAUCAUGAUGAUGCUAAUGACGAAAAACAUGAGGAUAAAUCAGAUAAUAAAGAGGCUGAAAAGACGGAUGAUGGGUCUACGAAGGAGGAUAAAACACCAAUUGGUGAGAUCAAUGAAAAACCUGACAAAGAUAAUGAGGGGUCACAAGAUGAGGAUACUGACAAGACGACAAAUAAAACAGCAGCAAAAUCCAAACGUCUUAAACGUAAUUCAACAGGUCAGCAAAUGUCAUCCAACGUUAAAGAACCGGAAAUUAAAACCGAAACUGAAACCAUAACAGAAGAAAAAUUGAUUGAUGACAAAUCUUCGCAAACAGCGACAGAGGAACAAAUUAAAAGCGAACCAUUGAACCAAAGUGCCGGCGCUGGCUAUGAUUCUGAUGAAGAAACAAAAUAUGAUCCACAAAUUGAUGCUGAGUUGCAAUAUUUAGAUGUGGAUCUAAUCAAGAAAUUGGCCUAUCAACGUUUACAACAACUCAUCCAAGAUCAUCCGGAAAUUGUGGGACAAUAUCAAAAUCGUACCGCCGCCAAACGUAUACGAGAACUGACACAAGUUCCAACACAAAUGUCAUGCGGAGAACAUGUACCGCCACCGCCGCCAGUACCAUCGGAAAUCCUGUCGCCAACCGAUAUUAGACGUUUAAGUAUAAUGUUCACGGGAGAGACCUCAUCGAUUUUGGUCCAACCAAAUAGCGUCUCAGAAGAUAUGCCUCAACUGCAUCCUGCCUUGGCCACAGCGGCAGCAAUUGUGGCCGCCGAUGAGGAGGAACAAAAAUAUACACCACGUGUCUAUACUGAUCAAGAGAAAGCAUACGAAAUAGCCAGCCGACUUGAAUUGAAACUGUUGCGACGAAAAAUACGUUGCCGAGCUGUGCUAACACCGCUAGGUGAUAUACUCGAAGAUAAUCGUUGGUUUAGCAAUAUUGAACUGCACUCAUCGUUCUUUAUGCGGUAUCGUAGUAUUAACAUUGGCUAUGGUGACAGCAACAUGGGUGUGGACGUUAAUUUAUCCGUUAUUGGCUACUGUCGGCGUAUAUCCCCCAAACAUGCCACCAUAUUCUAUGAUGAUUUCACUAAAACCUAUGAGUUAAUCAAUUACUCGGAAUAUGGUACUGAGGUUAAUGGACAAUUGUAUUCCUGUGACUUUACCGAACCCAGUCCAACACCUGCUAAAAAACUGAAAGCUGAAGAUGUGGAAUUGCAAAGAAAAGUGCAGGCAAUUUUAGAUAAAAGAAGAGGCAUACAACGUCACUAUUAUGUUGUGGAUAAUACAGCAAGAAUGGCACCACCACCAAAGCCCGACUGUAAAUGUUCACCUUACGAUGAGACACCCAUGAUAAAGGGUGCUUGGGAGGGUACAGCUAUACUUCAGCAUGGUUCUCUUAUGCGUUUUGGGUGUUUAGCCUUUGUGUUCUCAAUACCCAAAAUAGAUACAUGCCAUGGUCAAGGAUAA